Messenger RNA from Thamnophis elegans (Western terrestrial garter snake), 6757 nucleotides. It is a transcript of the gene SMAD5, whose product is annotated as SMAD family member 5. The transcript is spliced from 8 exons. Gene Ontology annotation, cellular component: heteromeric SMAD protein complex. Gene Ontology annotation, biological process: anatomical structure morphogenesis; transforming growth factor beta receptor signaling pathway; cell differentiation. Gene Ontology annotation, molecular function: RNA polymerase II cis-regulatory region sequence-specific DNA binding; DNA-binding transcription factor activity, RNA polymerase II-specific; I-SMAD binding. Bases 480 to 1880 code for a protein of 466 amino acids. The record is from RefSeq and is a predicted model, not a curated record. Lineage: Eukaryota; Metazoa; Chordata; Lepidosauria; Squamata; Natricidae.
UCCCCCAGAAGCCUGGAGAGCCCGCUCCCGCCUCCUUUCCUUCUUUCUGCCAAUCACAGGCUCCGAACGCUUGAUUGACGCACAGGCUCGACCAGCCGCCUUUCGCCCGAUGGCCUUGUCACGUGAGCCCUCGGUUCGACAGACAUGCCUGACUCCGCCUCUUUUUCCCUCCUCGGCAGGUCUUGUCGAUUUCUCCUGGCCGGGGUUUCGCCGCUUCCUCCUUCGCCCGCCAGCCGCGAGUCGGGCGUUGUGCGGCCUUUCCUUACCCCCCCAUCCAGAGAGAUGCCGAAUGCAGACGGUAAAAAACUGUUGCCUGUCUUUGCUCGUGAAGCCUGCCACUGUCUUCUCUCCGCUGAAAAAACAGGUCUAAGAAAAAUCACUUCCUUGGAUUAAAAAGAAUUUAACCUGCAGCUGCAGUGUUAUUUUUGUGUCUUGAGAAACAGCAGUUUUGUUCUAAAAAUUGCUUUAAAACUUGUCAAAUGACCUCAAUGGCCAGUCUGUUCUCUUUUACUAGCCCAGCUGUAAAGCGCUUGUUGGGCUGGAAACAAGGCGAUGAAGAAGAAAAAUGGGCAGAAAAAGCAGUCGAUGCUUUGGUAAAAAAACUAAAGAAGAAAAAAGGAGCCAUGGAGGAACUGGAAAAGGCACUAAGUAGUCCUGGACAGCCCAGCAAAUGUGUUACAAUUCCUCGUUCAUUAGAUGGGCGACUUCAGGUGUCACACCGCAAAGGCCUUCCCCACGUGAUUUACUGCCGUGUGUGGCGUUGGCCUGAUUUGCAGAGCCAUCAUGAGCUGAAGCCAUUGGACAUUUGUGAAUUUCCUUUUGGAUCUAAACAGAAAGAAGUUUGUAUCAAUCCAUACCAUUACAAAAGGGUGGAGAGCCCAGUUUUACCUCCAGUCUUGGUGCCAAGGCACAGUGAAUUUAACCCACAGCAUAGCCUUUUGGUUCAGUUUAGAAACUUAACUCACAAUGAACCACAUAUGCCACACAAUGCUACCUUUCCAGAUUCAUUCCAACAGCCUAACAGCACUCCGUUUCCCAUGUCUCCAAAUAGUCCAUACCCACCAUCUCCAGGCAGCAGCAGUACCUAUCCAAAUUCUCCAGCUAGUUCUGGACCAUCUAGUCCAUUUCAACUACCAGCCGAUACACCACCACCUGCAUAUAUGCCUCCUGAAGACCAAAUGGGUCAAGAUACUUCACAAUCUAUGGAUACAAGCAAUAGUAUAAUUCCUCAGAUAAUGCCCAAUAUUUCGAGCAGAGAUGUUCAUCCUGUGGCCUAUGAAGAACCAAAACACUGGUGUUCAAUAGUGUAUUAUGAACUAAACAAUCGUGUUGGGGAGGCUUUUCAUGCGUCUUCUACCAGUAUUUUAGUAGAUGGUUUUACAGAUCCUUCUAACAACAAAAACAGAUUCUGCUUAGGUUUGCUCUCCAAUGUUAAUCGUAACUCAACAAUUGAGAAUACUCGGAGACACAUUGGAAAAGGCGUUCAUCUGUAUUAUGUUGGUGGGGAAGUCUAUGCAGAAUGCCUGAGUGACAGCAGCAUAUUCGUACAAAGUAGGAAUUGUAAUUAUCAUCACGGAUUUCACCCUACAACUGUAUGCAAGAUUCCCAGUGGCUGUAGUCUUAAAAUUUUUAACAAUCAGGAAUUUGCUCAGCUUCUAGCUCAGUCAGUCAAUCAUGGAUUUGAGGCAGUAUAUGAGCUCACCAAAAUGUGCACAAUUCGAAUGAGUUUUGUAAAGGGAUGGGGAGCAGAAUACCAUCGACAAGAUGUUACAAGCACCCCGUGUUGGAUAGAAAUCCAUCUUCAUGGGCCUCUUCAGUGGCUGGAUAAAGUACUUACCCAAAUGGGCUCCCCACUUAAUCCUAUUUCUUCUGUUUCAUAGUGCCAAAGUCUUUCUUCAGCAACCACAAUUUUAGUGACCAUUUUCUAAUUUUCCAGAAGCUUCCAGUGUGGAUUCUGUAGGAAUACAUCAUAAGUUAGCUUUCUUCUACAAAUGACCAAUUCCAUUGUUUUAUCAUCAUUUUCCCUUUCAUUUUAAGACUGUUCAAUUUGGAGGAAAACUGAAAAAUGCAGAAACUGUUUUACCUGAGCUAUACAUAUUUGAACAACGUUUGAUUCCACUGGAAGUAUUUUAACAUGUUUUCUGAGGACACGUUCUUGAAUGACUUUACACAAUGAAUAACAACACUAUUUCAUUUGCUAAAUCGAUAUAGUUCCAAUUUACCAUAAGGUUUUAAUAUUACUAUAUGGUUGUGUGGAUGAUCUAAAUCCACAAAGAGCCAGCUUUAUUAUACCUAAGAUUGCCUUUAGCUUAAAUAUGACCUCAAUAUGUACAUGUUGACAAGCACCUGUUACAGAUAGUGAUAACAUAAUGCAUUAGACCAGGCUGUUUCUUUAAUCAGUAACAAAGUUACUUUCAUCACAGUUCAGUGUUGCCUUCAUAAUUUAGUCCUGUACUCGGAUCAAAGUCCGGGGAGAUUCAGAUGAAUGUGUGUAGGAUUGGUGCUUAACAGAUGUUUUAUCCAGGGUAUGCACCGUUUGAGGCAGUCUACAUUUAUUUGAAUGCAAAACACUAAAGUGCUGUGUAUCACAUUGCAAGAAUGUGCAUUGUUUUAUAUUUUAUUUUGCAUUUUUUAGAAAAUAGCUUGGAGGCUUCCUAAAAAAUUACAUUUGCUAAUUUUCAAUAUUAUUUUCCUUUAAAUAUUACUUCUGUUUUGGGAGAUUUAAAUUUUACCUAACAAGUGUUGUAAAACACUUGCUUUUUUAUUGCUGGGGAAGCUCAUUCUCAUAAUAAUGAUUUAUGAGAAUAUUGUCAUGUGGGUGACUAAAAGUUGUAUGAUGUAAAAUAAACUUUUUUUAUUGGCAAGGGCUACAUUCUUUCAGGAGUAAACUCAUGGAGGCUAUAUACACUGAUUGGUGUUUGACAUUUAACAUCUUUAUCUUUCCUUUCUUCCCUACCUGCCAAUGGGCUAAUAAUUCCUGCUAAAGGCUUAUAUCAAAUACAUGAAGCACAUUUUAAAAAUUAGGAUGUAUAUCUUUGGUAUAGUGUUCAUGAACCUUGAUCAUUCAUAACAUGCAAGAUCUCUUGUAUAAUUUAACAAAAACUGGCAAACUUACAUCUGGAUCAUAUUUAGAAUUGUUCAGAUUAAAGCAAUGGAAAGGCAUAACAAAUUACUGAUGAAUGGUUUGUCAUGGGAAUACAGGUGUUUAUUAAACGUUAUUUGUCUCCAUUCAGGAAUAUUUUGAUUCUUUGGACUAAAGAAACAAUAUAGUAGAAUCAACAACCAUUACAAGUUAAAGUAAAGUUUAAUUUAAAUUUAAAUGGAGAUGAAAUUUCCCUAAAUCUAUUUGUCUGAUGCUCAUCUAUUCAAUCAGUAAUUGGUUGAGGCUUUAAAUAUAUAAUCUUUCCUUGAGGCUUUAAAUAUAUAAUCUUUCCUUGAAAUUUCUUUUUUCAGUGGUAAAUUGUUGAAUGCUUUCACCACCACCACCCAAAAAAAAAUACACUGUUUUAAUUUUCUUCCUUGGACAUGUAAGGCAAUCUGUAUCAGGAGUAGCUCUUGGAUGUUUUUCUCCUUCAGUGCUAGCAAUUAAAAGGGAACUUCUCACAACAAAGUAUGAAAUAUUUCAUGGAUUCUAUCCAAGCUGUCUUAGCUCAAAAAGAGAAUCCCAGCCAGUGUGACUGCAAGGAGAGCCUUCUACACUCUAUAGGUGGUUGUAUCCUUCAGUCUUGAUGUUUAGCAUCCCAUGUAUUAGAAUAAUCAAGAACAUAUGCAGAUCCACAGUACAUGUUGGCACAAGGCAGAUACCUUACCCAAUUUUGAUUGAGAGUUCUUACAUUAUCUUAAUAUGAUGUUUAGUUAACUUUGGUAAUCCUAAAAUUCUAUAUGGAGGAGAAUGUCUUACAAAAGUAACUUUGUAUAAAAUGGAGGAGAAGAAAGUAGAUUGGGAAGACCCAUCCUGGGUCAAAUUAAAGGCCUCUCCUGUUUUUAUUUUAAACAAUUCAACAUUAAAAGGCAGAAUUAGUGCCAUUUAGAAUUUAGAACCUUUUAGAAUUUGUCUAAAGUCCCAACUAUUUAUAGUUGUGAAUCUCAUAAUUUUUUCUGCCUUCUUUGUUAUACUUGAUUUUUUUCUGAUUCAACUUCAGUUCAUGACCUCAUAUUAAGAAAAGAUUUGGUACAGUAAUCAGAAGUGGUAGACAAAAUUUGGCAAUUUAAUUCAUUUUGUAAUAUGUCCAGCAUGGAAUUUGCUUUUUCAAAGUAGUUGUCCUUUUUUAUUUGACAUAUCCAUUUCAAUCCCAAAAGUUAAUUAUUCCCAAUUUACAUGAUGCGGUAAUUAUUUCAAGGCACUUCCUAAGUUACAUGAGUGUGUGUUUUGAGUCCUUGAAUUGAAUACAAGUUCAUCAGUUUUUGAGAAAUUAGUAAUUAAUAUGGGAAAACAGAAGAUACGAAAUUAAAGUUGGCUUGUUUGCAAUAUAAAAGAAAGUUUGACCAUGUGGCAAGGAGAUUAAAUACUUGUAAUCUUGGUUGAUAAUUUUUGCAUUUCAAUAAUCCUGCUUUACGCUGGUAUUUGAAAUACUACUUCCUUGUGUAUUCUAUGGUAAUGCCUUUGAAUAGUUCUAAAUUCUGGAAUUUUUUAAAAUAAUUUUAACGUUACAGUUAACAGUUUUAAACUUGUGACUCCUGACCAGAGAAGGUGCAAUUUGUAAUGCAUGAUGGUAUUAUCUUAAGAAUGUAAGAAAAGAGCACUGUAAAGUUUAAGGCCUAACUUGCCCAUCAUUCUAUAGCACGGGUGUCAAAACUCGAUUACGUGAUGCAUUGUGACAUAUUGCAAUUUUUUUGCCUUUGUAGAGCUGGUGUGUGUGUGUGACUUAUCUGGCUCCUGGGACGCCAGUUUGACACCCUGUUCUAUAGGAACCAAUUAGAUGAUUGUAUCAGUCUGUAAGCAGGAUAGAACAAUUGCCUUUUGCUAUAUUCCCUAUUGUCUAAUCAUUUAGAGCUGUGCUUUAGUAACAUGGUUAGUAACUGUUAAUCUUGUUUGUAAUCAUUUUGUCUGAUCCUUUUUAAAGCCAUUUAAAUUGCUGGAUAAAAGGAUGUUAAUUGAUCAUGGUAGUGUGUUCCAUGGUAACUGGGGGUGGGUUGGGGUGAAAAACCGUACCUUUCAUAUUUGGCCUUUGAUUCAGAUAUGUUGAGAGAGAAGUAAAUGAUGAAGUUUCUUCAAGGAUAAAGAAUCAAAUUGUGUACAUGUUGUGAGAAAAGAUGUUUUUGAAAACAAGCUAAAAUUUGAAAAUUCACCUCAUAAAGCUGCAUUAUAUAAGUGUUACUAGUUUCUGUUGAAGUUCUAAAAAGCAACAGUUUACACCAGGUUUACUUGCUUUGAACAGGAGAAGUAGAGAUAUUAUUUUGCUGACUCUUAUUUUAAAAAGCUGCUUUUAUUGAAUAUCCAAUUAAGGUCAGAAUUUCCUAGGAGCUCUGAGCAGUUUCUUCCUAGUUAAAUGGAUGGGAACUAUAAAGAGAGCUAGUUACUCAACUUUUCCCAACCUCACAGCUUCUAACUAGAAUUUUGUUGCAACAGUAUAUGUAUGAGACAACAACAGAGACAUCCUACAUUUUUUGGAUUGCAGUUGAUUAUAAAUCAGUAAUCUAGGUAGUAAUAAUACCUUCUAGUAGAGUGAUAAGAACUCAUUUGCAGUUUUUCUAAAAUGUUUGGAAUCUCGUUAAGAAGCCUCCCCCUUUUUUUUAACUGCUCAAGCCAUUUAUAUAUCAUUAGGUGCCGGAAAAAAACAUUUUUCUCAUGUAUUUUGAAUUGUGGGCAGCAGAAAUUAUUAUGUGACUUUGCAUGCAAUUUCAACAAUUAUUGCCAUCAGAAUAUAUGUAGUAUUCUUGUAGCAAAUGUAUAGUUUUGGAUUGUAUUACAGCAAUAAGUUAAUAUCUGAUUUUCCCUUAUUUCUCUGCUGAGACAAAUGUAUUAAAUGCUAUUGCAACACUCUUGUCUUCUCUGUUAUAUUUUAGACGUCCCUUCUGGCAAUUUGGGGCUGUGUAUACACAAUUUGGUUUUUUCACUCUUUGUCUUUUCAUUGGUAUGGUAGCUUUUGUUUAAACUUUGUGUAGCUGUAAUCAAUGUUAAAUUUAGGCCUAUAAAUGUGAAAGUAAGUUGCUUUACAAUAAACCAGUAAUUAUUGUCUUUCCAUGAUAAUACAGAAUAGAAUAGAAUACUUUAUUUGGCCAAGUGUGAUUAGAUGCACAAAGCAUUUGUCUCCAGUGCAGAAGCUCUCUGUAACUGCAAAGCAACAGGAUAAUAAUAAUCAUAAUAAUCAUACCAAUAAGAGGGGUAAUAAAGAAGAUAAGAGGAAUAAUAGUAAUACUAUAGCCAUACAACAAGCCAUACAUAUACAUUAGACAUAUAUAAGAAUACAACUGAAUAUAUGUUCAGAUUUAAUCCAAAUCACACUGUUUAAGUUACUAUUUGCUUUGAGUAAAAUAGAUACUUUCAUUCCUUUUUGUACUGUGCAAUAGAAUCUCUCUUAGACAUCUUUAUCAGAGCUGAGGCAAUUAUCCACGCAAUUGCACCUAUGCUGAAGUUUUUAUUUAAUUUAUUUCAUGGUUAUCAAAAGUGUACUAGGCACUUCCUCUCUAGAUAUUAGUUUAGUUUGCUAAACAAUUGAAUUAACUAAAUUGUAGAUCAAUUUAGUUAAUUCAAUCACAUGCAACAAUAUUGCUGCAUCUGAUUGAAUUACAGCCUGCUUAAAAGACCAAAGUGUAU